Vavraia culicis subsp. floridensis is the source of this 315-nucleotide messenger RNA. RefSeq lists its product as uncharacterized. The record is from RefSeq and is a predicted model, not a curated record. Bases 1 to 315 code for a protein of 104 amino acids. The transcript has a single exon. Lineage: Eukaryota; Fungi; Microsporidia; Pleistophoridae.
AUGUUAGAGGAACAAAAUACUAUAACUUAUGAACAACAGCAAAUAACAGAGAAUUUUCAGCCAUCAGACAUGUCUUACAUGCCGACACAAAGCGUUAUAACACCUGAUAACGAUUUGUUUGAUAUCAUUACCAUUGUGUGUAUUCUCUGUUUAUUGCUUUUGAUUGGUUUAUACUUGUACUUUAUCGGACGGAGAAAUGUGAGCGCAGAGAAAUGUGAUAAAAGAAGAUCUGUUGACACGAGAGAACUGAAUAACAGCUUGUUGGACGGAUGCUCAAGGGUGACGGAGUCUUUUAGUGUGUUGGUGUUUUCGUAG